This is a messenger RNA of Halichondria panicea, 1037 nucleotides long. RefSeq lists its product as uncharacterized. Bases 1 to 960 code for a protein of 319 amino acids. The record is from RefSeq and is a predicted model, not a curated record. Lineage: Eukaryota; Metazoa; Porifera; Demospongiae; Suberitida; Halichondriidae. The transcript has a single exon.
AUGAGUGUCAGUAAGUUUUUUGCAAAGUCUACUAGUGCCAUUAGCAAUAGUGGUGCUUCAUCAGCAGCUGCUGUUGGGAGAUUGGCUUUUCAAGAUCCUGCUAAACCUCAAGUCGAAAAGAAGCUGAGAAAACUUGAGAGAUACAAAACCUUGACUGGAAGCGAGCUGCAGCAUAAAGUUGAAGACAUUUCCACCACUGAGGAACUGCUAAAUGAGUUUAGCCAUAUGGUCGAUCGUACGAUUAUUUACAGAGAUGGUGCCUCUCAAGCAGGCACAGCCUUUCAGAUUGCUAAUAUUCAUAUUCAAAUCAUGGUCCGUGAUUCUAUUGCUAGCCUUGGGACUCAAGUAGCUGUCACUCGUUCUAUGGCUGAGUUCAUGGGGACAAACUAUAACAAGAAGCACGUUGUUCUGAAGCUUAACGAUGUCGUGCUUGUGUGGGGAGAAGAGGACUUGGUGAUUCCACUGCGAGUAGACGAGUAUGAAGCACUUCUUGGCUUACUUCCUGUUGUUGAAACGAUUGAGUAUUUCUUUUACUGCACCAGUGUCUCGGAAGACAAUCCAAUAUUCGGAGGGGUAGCCAAAGUGAUCUCAAAAUACAACAAAGGUUAUUACUACUGCUCACCUAAACGCAACUCUCAGAAGUUUGUGUGUGAUGUGUUGGAAGCUCUGGGGAUUUCGGCAAAGACUUGCUCUUCACCUCCAAUAAGUGACCGUAUGCUGCAGUUGAAAGAGAAGAAAUCUGACAAUAUUCCCGACAGUUUCGCUCGUCACGAGGACGUGGAUGUUUUCAUAAAUAGUAAAAGCAAAAGCUGGCUUGCCCACCUUCAAACUGACAGCUUAGAGUAUCUGCAACUUGUGUACAAGCAGUUCCAUGGUGAAAAGACUGUAUGCCCUGUACCAAACUGUCGCUUGUUUGUACUGUCCGAAUUGUUACAGCAACAAUCAGUGUUAUCAUCAUAAGACCAGUAUAUAGCUUGUUAUUUUUGUAUGCUUAUACUAAAAACGUGUUAUAUAUAUAUAUCAGUUAUUUGACCUUA